Messenger RNA from Cornus florida, 2381 nucleotides. RefSeq lists its product as uncharacterized. The record is from RefSeq and is a predicted model, not a curated record. Gene Ontology annotation, biological process: RNA processing. NCBI's taxonomy places the organism in Eukaryota, Viridiplantae, Streptophyta, Magnoliopsida, Cornales, Cornaceae. Gene Ontology annotation, molecular function: RNA binding; nucleotidyltransferase activity. Bases 148 to 1770 code for a protein of 540 amino acids. The transcript is spliced from 15 exons.
AAAAAAUAAAAAGUCAAAGAUAUUCAUCAUCUUCCUCUGUCUGUCGAUGAGGAAUAUUCCAAACUCUGACGAAUUGAAGAUCACAUUUUCUCCAUUCAGAGCCCUAAUUUUCCAAUGACUUAACAUGGUGAAAUCCCCAUUUCAUACAUGGCUACAGCUGUUCAAGGAUUUGUCGGUAGAACCCACCUCAUUUCCCGUGGCCCUCUCAUUUACUGUGCGCGCAAGGUUCGACAUAGAAGCUCUGUUGCAGCUGUUGAAUCUCCUGUUCAAUCAGUCGAUGUUGUCAAAGAAAAAGCUCAACAGAAAACAACAUCGAAUGAAAAGAUAGGUAAUGAUGAUUGCAAGGCACCUGAAUGGAAGAAGUUGAGUUCGAAAGAUCUCGGAAUAAGGACGUCAAUGAUUGGGAAGCCCACGAAAUUGGUUUUAAAUGGGCUGAGGAAAAGGGGGUAUGAGGUCUAUCUUGUCGGAGGAUGUGUGCGGGAUCUUAUCCUAAAGAGAACUCCCAAAGAUUUUGAUAUCAUAACUUCAGCUGAGCUUAAAGAGGUACUGAAAACGUUUCCUGGAUGUGAAAUAGUUGGAAAACGGUUCCCCAUAUGCCAUGUGCACGUAGAUGAAACCAUUGUGGAGGUAUCAAGCUUUAGCACUCAUGGAAGAAAUACCAGUAGGAACCCAAAUUAUAUAAUCAGAAAACCUCCUGGUUGCACCGGACAUGAUUAUGUUCGCUGGAGGAAUUGCCUACAAAGGGACUUUACAAUCAAUGGGUUAAUGUUUGAUCCCUUUAAAAGGACAGUGUACGACUAUACGGGUGGAAUUGAAGAUAUUAGAAAAGCUAAAGUACGAAGUGUAAUUCCUGCAAGUGCUUCUUUUAUGGAGGAUUGUGCUCGCAUUUUACGUGGGGUGAGAAUUGCAGCACGUUUAGGGUUUCGUUUCUCUAGAGAAACAGCUCAAUCAAUAAAAACAUUAUCUUGCUCUGUAUUAAGGCUUGACAAGGGAAGGAUUCUCAUGGAAAUGAAUUAUAUGCUGGCAUAUGGGUCUGCAGAAGCUUCUUUGAGAUUAUUAUGGAAAUUUGGACUCCUAGAGAUACUACUACCGAUCCAGGCAGCAUAUUUUGUUUCUCAAGGUUUUCGGAGGCGUGAUAAGAGAUCUAACAUGCUUUUGUCUUUGUUUUCAAGGCUGGAUAGACUUCUGGCACCUGACCGCCCCUGCCAUUGUAGCUUAUGGGUUGGCAUCCUAGCAUUUCAUAAAGCUCUAGUAGAUCGACCCCGGGAUCCUUUAGUGGUUGCUGCAUUUACCAUUGCUGUACACAGCGGAUCUUUGUUUGAAGCAGUAGACAUUGCGAGACGCAUCUCACAACCACAUGACAUGAGCUUCCAUGAAUUAUUGGAACACAGGACCAUAGACUCGGAUGAUGAUUUGAUAACUGAGGUCAUGGAUCUUGCAGCAUCGAUAAAUGAUGCAUUAUAUAAGAUGACAGACGAGCAUUUUGUUUCACAAGCAAUGAUGGAAUACCCGCAAGCACCUCGCUCAGAUCUGGUCUUUAUAUCAUUUGCCUUGUCGUCUAGGGUGAACAUGCUAUUCGAGUGUGUUAGAAGGGGAAAGGUGAAAGGAUUUGUACCCAAACGAGGGAGCAGGAUCAAUUACGAGUCUUUAGCAUUGGGGAAACUGCAGGAAGUUCAACAUCUGUUCGCAAGGAUUAUUUUUGACACAGUUUACCCUCCAAAUCUGAAGAGGGAAAACAAUUCUGUAGAUGAAAUUGGAAAAGCUCACUGAGAAAUGCUGCACGGCGAAGGACUGAUUGGAAGGCAGCAAAGUGGUCGGAAUAGAGUAUGACAACCAGAGGAAAUUCCGGCCUCAGCGAGUCUAGAGCUUCCUUGAGAUAGUUGUUUUGAAACACUGCAAGCUCAUUCAAACUGCUCAAGCACCCUAAAUCGUCAUAAGCGCCAGGAUCACGACUAGAGAAUGCUGUCAGGUAGAGAGGAAGGCAUCCAAUAGGAAAUUUUCCAGGAACUACUACCCGUACAGCACCAAGGCGUAUCACUUCCUACAUUAGAAAAACUCAUUUUAACAGAAAUGUGUAGGAUGGUUUAUGAGAGGGAACAAAAUUUUGCUUCAAAAGAAUUGAAACCACAGCAAAGACAGAGAAGAGAGCUUACUCUAACAGCAUCUAUGGUGACCCCAACUAUAAAUGGUACAUAGGAUUGAAUCUCUUUAAUGGAUUUGCCUUGAACAAGAGCAUAAUUGAUGUCAUUGCCUCCAAUCUCACCCACCAAGACAAGGGCCCUCCUUAGCCUUCUUUCACAUCCUGAUAACAAGGAUAGCAUCAUCUUCAGAUUAUAUAUAUACAUAUAUAUAUAUAUAUACAUCCAUACACACAUAUAUAC